This is a messenger RNA of Closterium sp. NIES-67, 6503 nucleotides long. The record is from the annotation of a GenBank genome assembly. Lineage: Eukaryota; Viridiplantae; Streptophyta; Zygnematophyceae; Desmidiales; Closteriaceae.
ACCCAUGACUCCUGCUCUGACACCACCGCCACCCGCCCUGCCCGGCGUUAGGGCGUUGUUCAACACGCUCGAUCCCACGCCGUGCCGCGUCAAGCGGAGGUGGCGCCUGACGAGUCGCGUGCUUGAAGGCCGCGCUACAGGGGUUCUUGAUUUCGUUGGCAUUCUAAGCUUCCGCGGCCUGAAGCCGCGGUUUUCUGCUGCAGGAGGCGUAGGGUAACACGAGAUAGCUAUCCAGACGCCUCUGCUUCGGAGUCUCUGAUUCUUGCCUCUAUUUCUUAAAGCCGAAAUACUCUAGCUGUCGCUGUUUCCCGGCGGAAAUUGUCGGAUCCCUCGUAGAAACGUUUCGAUUCCUGCCCAUUUAGAUCGGAUCUGCUUCGUCGACACGUUCGGCUGACCACAGAAGAUGACGUCACCAGGAUUCCGCAAUUCUUUCAAGUCCGAUCCCGCACCCGCUUCCCUGUCCGCCGCCUCGUCUCCCUCCCCCGCCCCUGGCUCCCCGCUGACAUCCCUCGCUCCCCGCUCCUCCGCGCCCUCCUCCUCUCUCCCCGCCGGCUCACCCGCCGAUAUUUUCGCGGCUAUUGAAAGGCGAUCUGUCUUCGCGCUUGACGCCGCAAUCUCCGCAUGGCGCCAGCGCACGGGCGGCGCGGAGGGGCCCUCCGCGCAUGGCGGCGGUGCCGCUGCCGCCGCCGAAGCGGCACGGAUGGGGUGCGACGAGGCGCUCAGCGGGCUGCGAUCGGGUCGCGGGGUGACGGUGCUGCACGCGGCGGUGUGGCAAAACCACGUGGGCGUGGUGGAGCGACUGCUGGAACUGGGCUGCGACCCCGACACUGCGGACGGCGAGUCGGGGUGGACGGCCCUGCACCGCGCGUGCCACUUCGGCCACUGGGCCGUGCUGGGCCGCCUCCUCGCGCACGGCGCCUCGCUCUUCGCGCUCGACGCGCUGGGCCGCACGCCGCUGCAGCUGCUGCCGCUACCGCUGCCACAAGCUCGUGACACCACCGGCACUGUCGCCUCCGCUCUCCCCUUCGUCGGCGAGCUUCCCGCUGUCCCUCCGCGCGAGUCCACCUUCCCCCCGUCCGCCGAGCCCCCCCCGCGCGCCUCUCUUGGCGGCGCAGCCCCCCCCGUGGGCGCACAGGUGCAGGCGGAGGUGUUUUCGUGGGGCAACGGUGCGAACUACCAGCUGGGCACGGGCUCCACGCGCAUUCAGCGCAUCCCCGCACGCGUUGACGGACUGGUGCCGCCUACUUGCCCGCCCAGUGCGGUCCCUGCUGCUGGCAGCAGCAGCAGCAGCAGUGCUGGUGGUGACACUCCGCCGGCCUCAUCUGCUGCCGCUGCUGCUGCUGCUGCUGCGAGUAGCGGGGAUGAAGGCGCCGGUUCCUCCUCGCCUUCCGUGUGCCCUGCAACAGCCACUGCGCCCGCACCUGCCCCAGCGCCACCGUCAACACCACUACCAGCAGCGGCAGCGGCAGCGGCAGCAGGGCCGGCGGCGGCAGUGGUGGCGGUGGCGGCGGGUCGAUUCCACAGCGCGGCGGUGACGGCGCGGGGGGAGCUGUUCACGUGGGGCUUUGGGCGAGGGGGCAGGCUGGGGCACCCGGACUUCGACGUGCACAGCGGGCAGGUGGCGGUGAUUCUCCCCCGGCGCGUGAUGGCGGGCGUGGGCGGGCGCGCAGUGCGCGUGGUGGCGGCCGCGAAGCACCACAUGCUCGCCGCCACCGCCACUGGGGAGCUCUACUCGUGGGGGUCCAACCGGGAGGGGCGUCUGGGGUACCCAGCAGUGGACUCCCAGCCAACCCCUCGGCGCGUGGCGGCCCUGCGGCAGCGAGUGGUGGCGGUGGCAGCAGGCAACAAGCACAGCGCGGCUCUUACAGCGGCGGGGGAGGUGUUCACGUGGGGGUGCAACACGCACGGGCAGCUGGGGUACGGCACCACCAACAGCACGUCCAGCUGCACUCCAAGAAUCGUGGAUCACUUCAAGGGCAGGGCCAUUGCUGCUGUGGCCGCGGCCAAGAGGCACAGCGUGGUCGUCACGGGCGAUGGGGAGGCAUACACGUGGGGCCAUCGCCUGGUGACGCCGCGGCGAGUCAAGGUGGAGCGGGACGUGCGCAAGGCAGGUGGCGCUGCUGCUGCUGGCAGCGGCGGCGGCAGCAGCGGUGGCGGUGGCGGUGGCGGUGGCGGUGGUGGCGGUGGUGGCGUGAUUCGGUUCCACCAGCAGGGCCGGCUGCAGCUGUCGGCGGUGGCGGCGGGCAUCAUGCACACCACCGUGCUGUCGCGCGACGGACUUGUGUUCUACUGGCACUCUCAGGACCCCCACCUCAAGUGCCACCAGCUGCUGUGUCUGGCGGACCAGCAGGUGGUGGCGGUGUCAGCAGGCAAGUUCCGCACAGCGGUAGUGACGGCCAGCGGCAGCGUGUAUGUGUGGGACGCCACGGAUAGAGACACGCCCGCUGCUACUCCUGCCACUGCUGUCACUCUGGCGGUGGGAGGGGCAGGAGGGAUAGGAGUAGGAGGAGAGGGAGGAGGGGGAGGCACAGGCACAGCAGCUGCUGCAGCAGCAGGUUGCGGUUCAGUCUCCUCGUUCCCAGCUUCUCUUUCCUCCUCUGCUGUGUCAGCGGCUGCUUCCACCACGCCAGUGCGACCAAGCGCCGGCACCAGUGCGGGCACAGACUCAGCUGCGGCGACGGCUGCGUCGCCUGUGGUGCAGCGUGUGCCGGGCAUUUGCCAGGCGGCGGCAGUGGCCGUGGGCGAGCUGCACUCUCUUGCUGUCGCACAUGUGCUGCUGCCACCUCUCCCGCUGCCCUCCCCUCCCCACGCCGCCCUGCCUGCUGAAUUGCCUGGGGCGGCUGGAGCUGUGGGCGUGGAGGGUGGGCGAGCAGGGGAGCGAGGAGGUGGGGCGAGGGGAAGGGCUGUGGUCGUGGAGGAGGGAGGGGAGCCGGACGAGCACGAGGAGGAGGAGGAGGAAGGGGAGGCGUUGUGGGGAGGAAUGAGGCGGAGAGGCUGGGCAGGCGUAGAGAGGGGAGCAGGCGCGGGGGAGGAGACGGUGGGGGAAGGCAUGGACGCAAGUGGGGCCACUGAAGGCGAUGUGCGGGGCGGAGCAGGCGAAGUGGCAGGGGUGGGGUUGGGGUUGGGGUUGGGGUUGGGGCAGGGGUGGGUGGCGCCACUGAAGGCGAUGUGCGAGGGGGUGAUAGCGGCGCACCUGGUGGACGUGCGCAACGUGCUGGCCGUGCUGGCUGUCGCGGACGCUGUGGACGCCCCCCUGCUCACGCCCUACUGCCAGGACCUAGCGCUCACCAAUCUGGCGUUCAUCGCCACAGUGGCGCCCCAGCAGCUCGCCCUCUGCCCGCCCCACGUGCUCGCCAACCUCGAAGCCGCCUCCCGCGCACGCUCCUCCUCCGCCUCUGCUUCCCCUGCGCCCCCCUACAGCUCCUCGCUGCUGCCUCUCUCGCGCGCUCUGCCCACGCCCACAGCGCCCAACGAGCCUGUGCUCUAUGGGGAGGAGGAGGAGGAGAAGGGCGAGCAGAGCGCGCAAGAGGAGCUAGACCUUGAGCAACAGCAGCACAGCUUGCUGCCGAACUAUCAGCAGUGGCAGCACCAGCAGUACACAGACCACCUGUAUCCCUCGCAGCAUGCGACCCAUGUCUCUGAAUCCACCCCCCAUGCCACUGCGCACGCCACCAGCACCACUUGCCAUGCCACCCCCUCCCCCCACCUCGCCUCUGCCCUCCACAUGGCUCGCCAUACCUCCCUCCCCCUCUCCGGCCACCCUUUAAGCACAGUCCUCCCUCCAGGCCUUACCGCAGGUUCGGGAAUCUCGUCCAGGUUCGGCGGAGGCUCGGGUGUUGACGCAGCUGCCGAGACUGAGGUGGCUCGGCAGCUGAGGGCAGUGCGGAAGAAGCUGCAGCAGGUGGAGAUGCUGGAGGAGCGGAGGAGAGGGGGGGGGGUGCUGGAUGCGCAGCAGAGGGCGAAGCUGGCGAGCAAGGCGCAGCUGGAAAAGGUGCUUGCGGUGCUGGAGGGCGGGGGGCCUGCUGCUGCUGCUGUUGCUGCUGCUCGGGCUGCUUCUGCUGCUGGUGCUGGUGCUGGGAAUGUGGUGGCUGGCAGUGGUGUGGAUGGGAGUGUGAGCCGGAGUGCGGCAGUGCAUGAUGAUAGCCCUGCUCGGAGCAGCAAGACCGGUGACGUCAAGGCUGGCAAAGCUGCAGCAGCAGCGAAGGGCGAGAGCGGGAAGAAAGGCGGGAAGGGGCUGUCAGCUGGACAACCAGGGGCCAAAGAAAGGGAGAAGGCGUUGCAUGCAGCGGCAGCCUCUUCGCCAGCAGACAAACCACUUGCUGCUUCCCAACCUCACAUGUCCACACCUGGCUCCUCCGAGCCUGUUGCCAGACCGGACAGUUCCCAUACCGCACCUGGACGCUUGGGAGCCACACUGCCUGCCGCUCUUCCCCCCGGUCUAGCCCUCUUUGCCUCCCCGUCGUUUGGAUCGUCUAAGGAACCUUCCCAGUCAGUGGCAAAGGCAGGCACUGCUGCUGACGCCAGUGCCGACGGGGGCAACAGCAGCAGCGGCGGUGGUGGCAGUGGCGGCAGUGGGAAGAAGGGGGCGAAGAAGAAGGGGCGCAAGGGUGGCCUUUCCCUGUUUCUCGCUGGUGACCUGGAGCGUGUUGCUGCUGCCACUUCUGCCCCAUCUGCUAUGUCUGCUGCUGCGGCGGCUGCGGCUGCUGGUGGCAGCGGGGGGGGAGUGGGGCCUUGUCCCCCGACGUCAGGUGCCAGGCCUGCAUGGGGCAUCACUGCCCGCCAGCCUGCUCCGGCAGCGGCGCCUGAUGCUGCUCCACUGCCUGGUGUGCCCUCACCUGCCCUUUCCCUGCGUGACAUUCAGAGCGAGCAGCAGCAGCAGCACCCCUCCUACCGCCGGCACCACCCUCAGCAGCAGCAGCAGCAGCAGCAGCAGCAAGGCGGGGCUCAGCAACAGGGCAGGCAGGCCGAGCUGCAGGCUACACCCCUCUUUCUCUCUGUCACCCCUGGACGCACCUCUGGACGCGGCACCGCUGCUGCCCUUGGUUCUGGCGCUACGAGCAGCGGAUCCAACACCAUGGCCGGCACAGGUACAGCCAGUGCGGUAGGGAGGAGUGACAGCACAGGCAGCAGCGGCCAGAGGGGGCAGCAGGGGCAGAGGGGGCAGCAGGGGCAGCAGGGCAGUGCACCAGGGCUGCUGGGCUUCGUCUCCGUGCCCCCCUCUCACCGUGCGUCCCCAGGGCAAGCCACACGCGAGAGGGGGAUGCGGGGACCGGGUGCAGUGGGAUUGGGAGGAGGUGCUGAAGGCGUGGUACAGGGAGCGGGGGGAGGGGGGGGAGGUGAGGGUGGCGGAGUGACAGCGGGGAUCAGGGUGUCACUGGGGGAGCUGCUCAAGGCGUCCAGUCAGCACAAGAACCAGCACACAGAUGCUGCUGCUGCUGCUGCUGCUGCUGCUGGUGCUGGUGGCGGGGCGAAGGCUGCAUCCGUGGCACCGUGGGCCAAGGGACGCGCUGGAGAGGGCAGGGUGGGAGAUGAGCCAGGGGCACGAGGCAGCAAGGGGAUGACCAUAGGGAGGGGUUCGGCCAGGGGUGGGCAGGGUGGAAGAGGAGGUGCAGCUCAACCUGUUUCACUUGUGGAAAUUCAGCAGCAACAGGAGCUCUCGCGUCGGCUCUCCCAUCAGCCCGGCUCGUGGGGCAGCCCCUCUGCCGCUCUGCUCGCUGCAUCUCCAUCCCGUGCUGCAACAGCAGCGGGGCCUCUGCUGCCCGCUGCCACUUCUGCCAUCCCUUGCUCCCCAUCCUCCCCCUCCCCCUCACCCUCACCUAGUCGCUUCUCUGGCGGCUCUUCUCCAGCCGUAUCCACCACUCCCUAUGGUUCAGCUUCCGGUAAGCGUGCCUCUGGCAGCAGUGGAAGCACGUAUUCUGGUGUUGGUUUUUCUGCCACCAGUGGUGCUGGCGGGUUUGCGUCGGCUAGCGCUGAAGCAGAGAGUCGGUGGUACAAGGGGAUGGAGGGCGGUGUGCGGGCGUCAUCGCUGCGCAGCAUACAGAUAGAGGAGCAGGCCAUGAGGGAGCUCAAGAGCUACGGGUUUGACAGUGUCCGAGUGGUAAGGGACGGGUGAGAGAAGAGGAAGGGAUACUGAAACAACCCAUUGGUAUGUUUUGUCAUCCGGGCCGUGGUUCCAUAGCGUUACAUAUUUUGCCAUCCAUUUCUGCCUUUUUCUGCAGCAUCACACAGCACGCCUGCCGUGUCACAUGUUUGUACCGUAAUCCCCCAGAUAUAACACCCGCCGGAAUUGAGCCCCCCCUGGUGUUAUAUCCAGGGAGGGUGUACUAUUGAAGAAUCCGCAAUUAUACACCCCCUUUUUGAGGGUUCCAGGAGAGCACCCCCCCUAUUGUGACACGACUUUCAGAGGAGUGUGCAGUGCAGUCGUCAUAGUGCAGUCGUCAUAGCAUUUCAUAUCUCAAUGAUACAGAACACUCAUAGUUAGAAGUACAUGGAUGUUCUACAGG